Molecule: messenger RNA, 339 nt
Organism: Iphiclides podalirius (scarce swallowtail)
Lineage: Eukaryota; Metazoa; Arthropoda; Insecta; Lepidoptera; Papilionidae
Source: the annotation of a GenBank genome assembly
AUGAAGACGAGUGGUGCGCCGGCGCAGGGCGGCGGGGUCGUCGACCGGACUCCGUUCGUUCUUCCUCCAGCGCUCGAAACCUCCCCCUCCCCCUUCGCCCUCCGCUCGGCCGAGCCUGCCGCUCUCGCCGCGCCGGAGCGAAUUUCGCGCGGAAAACCAGUUUCCGAGUUCGCGCGGCGACGGUCCCCGACGACGGCUCGCGAUUUCGACAGCGCUCUUAAGGCUGCACCGACUGGACGUGCGCGAUCCGCUUCGACUCGUCACAUUUUAGCGGCGAUGACGCGCCCGCUGUUAAGCACCAUUACCAUAACGCCGUAUCGCCGACAGUCAGUGUUCGUU